GCUUCCGUACGGCUGGCUUCCAUAGUGACGGAUAAAACAACCCAAACUAAACCCACUAAACCACACAACACUAGAUUACCCACAUGUAACUCCACAAGCCCGUUCCUUCCAUAUUCUGACAAGUUGGAGGAGACUUUGCACAGCAGGGAGCCAUCAUGUCCUUCAGAGACUUAAGAAACUUCACUGAGAUGAUGCGGGCGCUGGGAUACCCCCGGCUGGUCUCCAUGGAGAACUUCCGGACCCCCAACUUCGGUCUGGUAGCGGAGAUCCUCAUCUGGCUUGUGAAGAGCUACGAGCCCCAGAUGGACCUGCCCAGUGACGUGGAAACAGAGUCGGACCGGGUCUUCUUCAUCAAGGCUGUGGCCCAGUUCAUGGCUACCAAGGCCCACAUCCGGCUGAACACCAAGCGCCUGUACCAGGCGGAGGGCUACGCGGUCAAGGAGCUGCUGAAGAUCAGCUCGGUGCUCUACAACGCCAUGAAGACCAAGGAGCUGAGCGGCCAGGAGGCGGGCCAGGAGGAGAGCAGCCGGUUCAAGUUUGACCUGGGCUCCAGGGUGUCUGAACUAAAGGAGGCACGACGAUUGGCGUCUGAGAUUACAGCUAAGGGGGCGUCGCUCUACGACCUCCUGGGUGAGGAGGCGGAGCUACGCGAACGGCGAGCCGCAGCCAUCGCAAGACCGCUGGAGAUCAACGAGACGGAGAAGGCCCUGAGAGCUGCCAUCAAGGAGGUCCAGGGCAGUGUGGAGAACAGCAAGGAGAUGCUGGGGAACGUGGCCUCGGAUGAGGUCAGUCUGGAGGGCAAGAUCGAGAAGAAGAGGCAGGACCUGGAGAGGAACCGGAAGAGACUGCAGACCUUGCAGAGUGUGAGGCCGUCCUUCAUGGACGAGUACGACAGGAUGGAGGUCGAUCUCCAGAAGCUCUAUGAGACGUACGUGGAGAAGUUCAGGAACCUCAGCUUCCUGGAGGCCCAGCUGGACGACUACCACCGCCUGGAGCAGGACCGCCUGGAGGAAGCUGAGAACACCCUGAGGACCAUUCAGCUGAAACUACGAGAGGAGGAGAGGAAGUUGAUCAGGAGUGGCUUGAAGGACGGCGACUCGGACAUGGAGAUCCUGGACGACGAGGGGUCCGACAGCGACAUCGACGACUGCAGACCCCCUAAACCACGGCCCGCCAAGCCACGAGCCGAGAGGAGUCCCGCAGAAGAAGGGAGGGGCGGGGCUCAUUACGUGGGGACCAUGCAGGGCGGCGACAGUGAGGAGCGGGGCAGCGCUCCGGCUGAGCGCUCGUUGGGUCGCGGCCGCCCGCGAAGAAGAGGAGGAGAGGUUUGUUCAGUCAGGGCCAGGACUCCGUCACCCUUAGGAUCUACACCUGUAGCUCCUUGUCCUCCACCCUUAGGAUCCACUCCUGUAGUCCCUGGUCCUCCACCCUUAGGGAGCACCCCUGUAGCCCCUGGUCCUCCACCCUUAGGAAGCACACCUGUAGUCCCUGGUCCUCCACCCUUAGGAAGCACACCUGUAGUCCCUGGUCCUCCACCCUUAGGAAGCACACCUGUAGCCCCUGGUCCUCCACCCUUAGGGAGCACCCCUGUAGCCCCUGGUCCUCCACCCUUAGGAAGCACACCUGUAGCCCCUGGUCCUCCACCCUUAGGAUCUACACCUGUAGUCCCUGGUCCUCCACCCUUAGGAUCUACACCUGUAGUCCCUGGUCCUCCACCCUUAGGAUCUACACCUGUAGCCCCUGGUCCUGCACCCUUAGGAUCUACACCUGUAGCUCCUUGUCCUCCACCCUUAGGAUCCACACCUGUAGCCCCUGGUCCUCCACCCUUAGGGAGCACACCUGUAGCCCCUGGUCCUGCUCCCCUCCCAUAGGUUCCAGCCCUCCACCCUUCAGUUACGACUGUAGGAAGUAAGAGUGCUUACUUGACAGGCAGACCCAACGUAGGACCCCUUCUAGACAGUAUGUCAACUAGCACAGGCUUCAUGGCCCCCCGUGUCAGAGAAGCAUGUCCCAUGAGGCCGUGCACCGAUAGGACAACAGAGCAGAGGGGCAUCCGUCAACCUAGGGACAAAGGUCAGAGGUCGCGGGUUGAAGGUGGUCUUCCACCAGCUCGGUUCCCCCAGACCCCCCCCCGUCUCUAAGCGUGGGCUCUCCGCUCCCCCUGCAGACGGAGGAGGACUUUGACGUGGAGGAGGAAGACGAGGAGGAGGAGGACGAGGAGGAGGCCAACGAGGAGCUGGACGAUGAUGUCAGUCUAGAGGGCCCCGCCCCCUCCAGGCCCUCCAGGGGGGGAGGGGGGAGCCCCCAGCUGCUCGAGAGCGACAACGACUUCUGAGUGCAUUAUUGUGUACUCGUAUGUUCCAACUGUAUACAUGUUUACAGCACGCACACCGAGACAGCGAUCAGAGCUCCGGUCAGGGGCCAGAGACCCAGCUUUACAUAAUGCUUCAAAAUGUUACAUGUUACAUCUCUGAAUGCGUUCAGCUUCAUAGUUUCAUACUUCUCCUCAUGUGUUCAUGUCGACGGUUUGUACACUUAACGCGUUCAUAUUUAUGGUUUUAUGAACGUAAUCCUUUUCUGUAGCCACAUUUCAACUAAAAUAAACAACCUGCUGUUUCUCUUA
Gadus morhua (Atlantic cod) is the source of this 2623-nucleotide messenger RNA. It is a transcript of the gene ift38, whose product is annotated as clusterin associated protein 1. Bases 156 to 1871 code for a protein of 571 amino acids. Lineage: Eukaryota; Metazoa; Chordata; Actinopteri; Gadiformes; Gadidae. The transcript is spliced from 13 exons. The record is from RefSeq and is a predicted model, not a curated record. Gene Ontology annotation, cellular component: microtubule organizing center; intraciliary transport particle B; cilium. Gene Ontology annotation, biological process: cilium assembly.